Zychaea mexicana is the source of this 930-nucleotide messenger RNA. RefSeq lists its product as uncharacterized. Gene Ontology annotation, cellular component: ribosome; cytosolic large ribosomal subunit. Gene Ontology annotation, molecular function: 5S rRNA binding; structural constituent of ribosome. The transcript has 3 exons. The record is from RefSeq and is a predicted model, not a curated record. The coding region runs from base 1 to 930 and encodes 309 amino acids. Gene Ontology annotation, biological process: ribosomal large subunit assembly; translation. NCBI's taxonomy places the organism in Eukaryota, Fungi, Mucoromycota, Mucoromycetes, Mucorales, Lichtheimiaceae.
AUGGUCCUUGUCGCUGAAGCAUCAGCUACUGUUUAUAUGUUUCAACACCCUUUCGUCAAGCAGCAAAAGAACAAGGCCUACUUCAAGCGCUACCAGGUCAAGUACCGCAGAAGAAGAGAGGGCAAGACUGAUUACUAUGCUCGCAAGCGCUUGGUUGUCCAGGCCAAGAACAAGUACAACUCGCCCAAGUACAGAAUGGUCGUCCGCUUCACCAACAAGGACAUCGUCUGCCAGAUCGUCUACGCCAAGAUCCAGGGUGAUCAUGUUCUCGCCGCUGCUUACGCCCACGAGCUCCCCAGCUACGGUAUCAAGGGUGGUUUGACCAACUGGUCCGCUGCCUACGCCACUGGUUUGUUGUUGGCUCGCCGCACCUUGACCAAGCUCGGCCUUGCCGACAAGUACGAGGGUGUCUCCGAGCCUGAUGGCACUGUCCAGCUCACCGAGGCCAACGAUGAGGGUCCCCGUCCCUUCAAGGCCUUCCUUGAUGUUGGUACUGCCCGUACCUCCACUGGUGCCCGUGUCUUUGGUGCCAUGAAGGGUGCUUCCGAUGGUGGUAUCUUCAUCCCCCACUCCGGCAACCGUUUCCCUGGUUUCGACAUUGAGUCCAAGUCCAACGACGAUGAGUUGCUCCGCAACUACAUCUUUGGUAUCCACGUUGCCGAGUACAUGGAAUACCUCGAGGAAGAAGAUGAAGAGCGCUUCAAGAAGCAGUUCGCUGGUUUCCUCAAGGCUGGUAUCACCUCCGACAAGGUCGAGGACAUGUACACUGAUGCCCACGAAGCCAUCCGUGAGAACCCCAUCCCCAAGCCCGCCGAGAAGAAGACUGGUGUCAAGGCUUACCCCCAGAAGCGUCGUCUCACCAAGCGCGAGCGCGAAAACGCUGUCCGUGCCAAGAAGGCUGCUUUCCACAAGGAGUUGGCUGGCAACUAA